GUCCGGCAGGGCGUUUACAUCUAUAAUUAUAAUAACAUUAUCUCAUGUCAAAGUUCAAGUUUUGUUAGUCUGUCGUCAUUUAGAUACUUCAUCACGAUGAAUAUAUACGUGAACUUUUAUUUUGUGCUGUUUCUUCUUAGUUCUGUGAAUUGUCGAAGCGCUCUGCAAGAGGAACUCAGUGUUGUAGCCGUGAAAGAGUUCUUGACAAAUUAUGGCUACCUCCCAGAGAGAAUCAAGGGCUUUGACUAUACCUACACAAAAAAGGCCAUAGCAGAUGGUGUGAGAAAGAUGCAGGCAUUCGCUGGACUGCCGCAAACGGGAGAAAUUGAUCAAGAAACUGAAAAGCUGUUCAAAACGAAACGAUGUGGCGUAAAAGACAUCGUGUCUACUUCCUCCAAUCGAGACAAGAGAUAUAUUGUGCAACAGGGCUGGGAUAAGAAGACUAUCACUUACAGUGUUUUAAAUGGAACAAGCACCCUCGAAAAAUCUCGGGUCGAGUCAUUGAUGGCUGCGGGUCUUGCAGUUUGGGCUCCACACGGAGGUCUGACUUUCCUUAAACGUGAUAAGAAACCAGAUAUAUUAGUUUCAUUCGUCAACAAAGAUCAUGGUGAUGGGUUUCCAUUUGACGGCCCAGGCCGUGUAGUCGCCCACGCAUUUCCGCCUCCUCACGGCGCGAUGCAUUUUGAUGAUGACGAGCUUUGGGCUGACAAUCCAGACGAGGAUGACGAAGAUACGACAGACUUCUUUGCGGUUGCAGUUCACGAAAUAGGCCACGCGUUAGGCCUAUCACAUUCGAAUGUAAAAGCAUCAGUUAUGUACCCGUAUUACCAAGUUCCAGUGGAGAAGUUGCAUGAGGAUGAUAUAUCGGGCAUGCAAGAGUUAUAUUCUUCAGUAACAAAUAAUAAUUCUAAAGAAGAUUCGGAGGAGACAACAGAGACAGUGGCUUCCCGCUCGUCUCUUGUCCCACGCUUCACGAAAGCUGAUAUAGAUGAAGAUGACAUUCCAGAUCUCUGUUUCACAUAUUAUGACACGAUACAAGUCAUACAGGGAAAGAUUUUUGUGUUCGAAGAAGAGUGGGUGUGGGUGUUGACGGAAAGAAAACAGAUAGAAGAUGGAUACCCGAAAAAGUUCCACGACGUGUUUAUCGGACUACCAAAAUAUAUUAAUGUUAUUAAAACGAUUUACGAGAAACGAAAUGGACAUAUAGUUAUAUUUUGGAGUCGACAUUACUGGGAAUUCAGCUCACGAUUUCGUUUAAUAAAACGCGGGAGAAUCACAGAAUACUCCAUCCCACCACAAGUAUCUGAGCUGACGACAGUCUUCAUAUCUAACUAUAAUAAUAAAACCUACCUGUUUGAAGAAGAGAGAUUCUGGCGUUACAAUGAGGAUACAAAAAAGAUGGAUAGAGGAUACCCAAAGAUGAUGUCUGCGUGGAGAAAAGUCCCUGCGCCGGUUAAUGCAGCUAUUAUAUGGAAAGGAGAUACGUUUUUCUUCCAAGGACCACGUUUCUGGCGAUUUGAUAACACAUUAAUUCAAGCACACGACUACUAUCCAUUACCGACAGCGCAAAUAUGGUUCCCUUGCGAAGCGACGCCAGAAAUGGGAAGAUACCUCACCAAUGAUGAACCCUAAAAUUAUCGAGCAUUAUACUUCAAGAGAUACAUAUCUAAGUGACAGGUUUUACAAAUGUAUGAGAUAGUUACUCGAGGAGUGUGUGAUCUAAUGCGGUUAUAAAGAGUUUGGGCAACAACCCGGAUUAAUAUAUGGAAUCGUUGAAAUAUGUUUUUUUAUUAGCAUAAAGGCACAUAUAUUAACUCAGAAUGUGAUCGUCACCAUAUCGCCUAACGUAUGCACGCAACUAAAGAGAAUCGGCAGUUCCUAUACGUCAAAGUGGCUAUGGCUAGUCAAAGCCGCGCUGUCGGCUCGGUUUUGGUAGGAAUGUCGCAGGAGGGAAGGGUGGAUGAAGUCUUGAGUUCGGGGACGACGAGCCGUAAGGGGGUAAAGCGGGAACUGCUAGUUGACCAUGCACCGUCGCAGUUCGGAGCCUAUUCCGAGGCGAGGCGAUUACGUUACGAUUUCAAUUUGUGCGCGUUGCAGUAGGUAGUUUCAUACAAACAAUACUGAACUUCUUGAGGUAAUACGGUGACGAUCCCUUUCCCAGUUGAUGUGUGCUUUGAUCUUAAACCUGUUAUGUUCAAUGAAAAUCUUGAGCAGCGCUUGGUGGACGUAUUUGGAACUAAACUAAAGCGCAUAUAUUUAUAUAUAUACAUUAAAGCCUGAUUCACAUUAAAAGGCCUUUUAGCCUUUAAGAGAGCACUUGUCAGUGACGACACGGUCAUAGAGAAUGUAUGUAAGAAUAUUUCGCACUGUGGCUUCACCGAUAUAUGCGAAGCAGCCUUAAGCGUGCGCCUGUCAACCGUGAGGUCGUGCGUUCGAUCACGCUUGUAAAACCUUAUACAAAUAUGUCUGCGGGUGUGUACUAUUAAAACUCGUACCGAGAAGAAAAAUAUCUAAGGAAGCUGGCGUCAGGUACAGACGAUGACUACUUAAGUAAAAUAAUUAUUUAACAUGUAUUAUUAAAUACAUGUUAAAUAAUUAUUAUAAGUAAUUAUAUAAAAAAGAUCCGUCAGUACAGACACCCAUGUAUGCCUACUCUGAAACGACACCUCCACCUUAUAAUAUGGAAUCUUCAAAACAGCUAAAGGUAUCAAAUAACAAAACAUACAAAUAUAUCACUUUAUUAGGAAUUAUUACAAUAAUAUAACAAAUAAUUGCGUUCGGUUAUUCGGCGCAUGCGCCGGAAUGCACAAACAAUGUAAACAAUAAUACUGGGUGAAUGUGAAAAUUGACAUUUAAUUGCAAUUAAACUGUCUUAUUUGUACAUUAAACAUAGGCAAGAGAUGUGAGCACCCAAAAGUUCAAUAAAUUAUAAAUGCCCGCUUUGUGUAUGUGCUUAUUAAUAAAUAGUAAAUAAUUUGUUUCAAUUAAGCUUG
Molecule: messenger RNA, 2993 nt
Organism: Pieris rapae (cabbage white)
Lineage: Eukaryota; Metazoa; Arthropoda; Insecta; Lepidoptera; Pieridae
Product: matrix metalloproteinase-25
Exons: 9
Coding region: 97-1632 (511 amino acids)
Biological process (GO): collagen catabolic process; proteolysis; extracellular matrix organization
Cellular component (GO): extracellular matrix
Molecular function (GO): metalloendopeptidase activity; zinc ion binding
Source: RefSeq, a predicted model, not a curated record